This is a messenger RNA of Cladophialophora carrionii CBS 160.54, 2160 nucleotides long. RefSeq lists its product as uncharacterized. The coding region runs from base 1 to 2160 and encodes 719 amino acids. The record is from RefSeq and is a predicted model, not a curated record. The transcript has a single exon. NCBI's taxonomy places the organism in Eukaryota, Fungi, Ascomycota, Eurotiomycetes, Chaetothyriales, Herpotrichiellaceae.
AUGACCAUAGCACGGAGUGAGAGGCUGCUGACGCUGUAUGUGCGCAAGAUUUUCGAUCGGGCGGCUGAGAUUCUGCGUCAGCUACCAGUCACAUCACCCACAAUCCUAGGGGCUCUCCCAUAUCAGGGCCCGUUUGACGACGAAUACUUGUUGCCAACUACACCUCAUGCCCGUCGGUCUGAUAUGAUCGCAGAGACGUUAUGGGAUUCAUUACUGGCAGUCAACCACGUGGACACAAUUGUUCUCCGGCUUGUCUUGUGCAUAGCCCAAGCGCAAUUUUCCCGGCAAUAUGGCCCCCCACCUUUAGUGCGUCUCCUCAAUGCCACCAUCUACCUCCUCCGCCUCAGCCUUGAUCUGGCAUCCGAGGGGCGUGGUCAUCCGCAGAGAUGGUCUGUUGUUUGCGCAUUCCUAUGGACCUCGUGGCAGAGGAUUCUGAUGCUACACUUGCGGUCUGGUGUUGGCCCACAACUUCAUGGCUUCAACUACAAUAUCAGGGGUCUGAACUCAAUCCGAGCUCAAGAUCUUGUGCUCGAGAUAUUCGAGUAUCGUAGUAAGAUGCAGCACGCUGACCUGAAGGCCACUCCCUAUCUUUGUGCAUGGGCUUAUCGAAACCUCAUCGAAGACCGCGCAUGUAUUUCGUCAGAUGUCCGCCACAUAGCGCAACAUCUUCAUGCUUGCUUUGGUGACAGAAAGGCCGUCUGCAACGCUGGACAUGUGCAGUGUAAUGGUCUAUCUUCGGUCUCCUGCGGCCGCUUCGAGAACACGACCGUCGUUAACCAGUCUAUGCACACGCAGAGAUGUUCGGGAAAAUGCCCCCGACUAUUCUGGUCGCGAGAGUCAUUUGUCGCAGUCUCUGGGCCGAAAGCGAUUGACAUUGCCGCCACAAGUACGAGCGGCCUGCGCUAUUGCCAGGUCACGACGAAGACUCUCGCAAUAUCACAUAUCUGGAGUCAUGGCCAGGGAGGACGACCGGACAAAGAAGGGCCCGAGGGUACGGGAUUCAAUAUGUGCCUGCACCAGCGGUAUUCCGGUGUCGCCGUCUCGCUCGGCUGCUCGUCAUAUUGGAUGGAUACGCCAUGCAUCCCCAGCGAGAAGGGCCUAAGACGGGAAUGCAUCGCCAAUAUCCAAGAAAUAUUCACAACAAGCAAAAUCACGCUCGUCUGCGAUAGAGAUCUAAUGUCCAUUGAUAUCACGGGAUCAAGCGUGGAUGCGUGCGAGAAGUUGCUUGCAACCCUCCUCGUCUGCGAUUGGAACAUGAGAGCCUGGACACUGCUUGAGUCCAUGCGCGGAAGAAGUUCCCUCUACCUGCUGUGUGCCGACGACAGGACCAUCAAACUAUACGACGUGCUACAGACAGUGUAUCAGAAAGGGAGUAUUGACAUACUUGUGCCGUACCUAACUCGGUCGUAUCUUCUUCCCCCGGACGAUAUAACGGAUAUCGAGCUGUUCGAGGGCGGCGGCUCCGUUGCCACAGAAGAAGAUCUUCAACUUGCAGAAGGAUUCAUCAGCGUGGGCGAAGCCGCCGUCCUUCUCAGCCAUCGGCACGCAACUCGUGACGAAGACGACGUGCUCAUCUGGAAUCUGCUGAUCGGCGAUACCCCAAGCCAAGAUGCCACCGAAAUGUGGAGACGUCAAAUAGGCAAGAAGAUCUCGACAGGUGCUCUGGUCUCGAGCGCGCCUCGAUUACAAGAUGUCGCAGGGUUCCGCUGGGCGCCGUCCCGCCCGACACUGCCUCGCAGGUCUACCACUAAUACCGCGACCGACAUCGCGCAUGAGAAGACGUUUCUCGCGUAUGACGGCGGUGAUGCAAAGGACGGAGAGAUAACCGCUGACGGCUUACGUGCGAAAUGGUUGACAUGCCGAUUCACAACAGCAGAUGUCCCAGACGGGCUACAAUUGGAAAAGAACACCAGUGCUGAUGAAAAGCUGGCUGCCAUUGCGAAGCGCUAUACUUCAGACUUCGCCCACGGCAUCUUACUGCAGGUAUGUCCCGCGAGAGGGCCCGGAAACGUUCCCCUACCGUAUCAGGGCUCUAACAAUCACGUCCUGGUGGUCUGUGGAUCUCAUGACGGGUUAGCAUGGGAUUGGAGAGGCGUGUACGAGUGGGAAAGGACGUGCCCGUUGCCGCCGUUUGUAAUCGAGGAGAUUUUGCUCGUUUGA